This is a messenger RNA of Notechis scutatus (mainland tiger snake), 601 nucleotides long. The record is from RefSeq and is a predicted model, not a curated record. Lineage: Eukaryota; Metazoa; Chordata; Lepidosauria; Squamata; Elapidae.
AUGGCUAUGCUGGCCUUGGACCGAGCUCAGGGUCUCUGGAGAUCUUGGAGAGUCAACCUCGGGCUGAAGACCCUUCAGCUUCCUGCUUCCUUCUGGACAACCAUGUCUGCCUGGCCUCCGUCCUGGCUCCUCGCCCUCUGCUCCAUGGUGCUGCUGGCCUCCCUCGGGUCAGCCCACCAACCCCCCAACAUUGUCCUGAUUUUUGCGGAUGACCUGGGCUUUGGAGACCUGGCCAGCUAUGGACACCCCACCUCGGCCACCCCCAACCUGGACAAGAUGGCUGCCGAGGGCCUGCGCUUCACGGACUUCUACAGCAGCAGCCCAGUCUGCAGCCCUUCCAGGGCAGCCCUCCUGACGGGGCGCUACCAGACCCGUUCCGGCAUCUAUCCUGGCGUCUUUUAUCCCGGCUCGCAGGGGGGCCUCCCGCUGGCCGAGGUGACAGUGGCCGAAUUGCUGAAGGAGCACGGCUAUGCCACCGCCAUGGUCGGCAAGUGGCACCUGGGCCUGGGCCUCAACGGCACGUUCCUGCCCACCAACCAAGGCUUUGACCACUUCCUGGGGGUGCCCUACUCGCACGACCAGGUGGGAAGCUGCAGGGGGG